CCUAGAGAACUAGUCUAUGGUCUGAGGUGAAAAAUCUGUAUUAAUCUGUGAAAAUUCAAAAAAUACAACUAUUUUCAAGUGGAAAUUGAAUUGAGAAUACAACUUGAAAAGAAGAAAAUAUGGAAGAGAAUAUUAAAAAAGUUGUUGCUCCGACAGUAGAGCAAAUUAAUGCUGAUAGAAUUAUGCAUUUGGCAACCAAAUAUUGGGCCCCCCAUUCACAAGAAAAACUUCCAUUUGAUCCUGAAGUUAUUGACAAUAUAUAUAUAGAGGAUAUCAGAGGAAGUAAUUAUUCUACCAGAAAAAUUAUCAUUUUAGAAUUUAGUCAAUAUUUGGAAAAUUAUUUGUGGCCAAAUUACAAGCCAGGUGCUUCUUAUGGUCAUAUGCUUUCAAUUGUGAUAAUGGUUAAUGAAAAGUUUAGAGAGCGUGUACAAGUGUGGCAAGCUUUUCGAAAACACAGUUUGUAUUUUCCUGAAUUGUUUCGUCAAGUUAUGAAUGGUUGUUUUGAAGAUGACCUAACAUUGAAUAUAAAAGAGAAAACUGCUUUGUUGGUAUUUUUAAAUCAUUGUUUUAAUAGCAUGGAAGAAUCUAUCUGUAGAGAUCAGGUUAAAAGGUUAGUGUCCUUGUCUAUGUGGGUUUCACUUCAGGAACAAAGAAGGGAAUUAGAAUUCAAAAGAUUUCCGAGGUGGAAAAAAUACUGGAGAGCUAUACAGAAAAAAGAUAAAACUGAAGAUUUGGAAAAUCUUAAUUGGGAAAGAACUUUUCUACAUAAGUUAAUGUUGAAAUUCAUGGAUGUUUUAGACUCUAUUAGUGAUGCAGAGAUUAAUAUAAAGGAUAAAGUUCAUUAUUGUGAAAGGUUUCUAGAACUAAUGAUCGAUUUAGAAUCCCUUUUACCUACAAGAAGAUUUUUCAAUACUGUAUUAGAUGACUGUCAUUUGGUAGUUAGAUGCCAACUUUCUACUCUUAUAAAAAAACCAGAAGGAAGACUAUUUUCUCAGCUUCUUGAUACUCUAAAAUUCUAUUCGAAAUUUGAAAUCAAUGAUGAAACAGGUGACCCCCUAACAGACCACGAUAUGACACAAAUUCAUUAUGAUCAAAUUACCUCACUACAAAAAGUAGCAUUUAGCAAGUUUCCAGAACUUAUAGAUUUUGCACUUGCUAAUGUUGCAAGUGUAGACACUAGAAAGAGUUUAUCAAAAUAUUUUGGAACCUUAAAUAAAAACAGCCUUCAUCUUAUAGCAUCGUACUUGAGAUUAGUUCCACCUCCAGAAAAACAAAAUGAAAUAACAUGGUGUAGAUUUGAUGUGGAAUUUUUAAGGGAGUUAUUAAUUUCUCGUCAUGAAAAAAGAAUUUCUCAGUUGGAAGCAUUGAAUGAGAUGCCAUUGUACCCAACUGAAUCUAUCAUUUGGAAUGAGAACAUUGUACCAACUGCAUAUUUCUCAGGUGAAGACUGCUUGGCUUUACCAAAGCUCAAUCUACAAUUUCUAACAUUGCAUGAUUACUUAUUGCGAAAUUUCAAUUUAUUCCGUCUAGAAUCAACAUAUGAGAUAAGGCAAGAUAUAGAAGAUAGUGUGAGCCGCUUAUGCCCUUGGAAAGCGGAAGAUGAUAGUGUUUAUUGGGGAGGCUGGGCAAGAAUGGCACAACCAAUUUUACACUUUGCUGUGGUUGAAGUUGCAAAGCCAAAUAUUGGUGAAAAGAGACCAAGUCGAGUCCGAGCUGAUGUCACAGUUAAUCUAGCAUUAAGACCAGAAAUCAAAACUGAAUGGGAGAAUUUGCGGAAACAUGAUGUUUGUUUUUUAUUAACAGUAAAACCCAAAAAUCCAAUUGGAACCAAAUAUGAUAAUAAAUUACCUUUUAUUCCUCAAGUGGGACUGGAAUAUGUAAGAGGUUGUGAAAUUGAGGGAAUGCUAGAUAGUAAUGGAAGAGUAAUUGAAGAUGGACCUGAACCUAGACCAGUUUUACCAGGUGAUAAAAGAACUUAUCGUGUAUGGUUAGACUGUAAUCAAUAUAGAGAUGAUAUGAAUAAAAUGAAUCAAGGAAAUCCAGAUGUAUAUGAAAGCUUCAACAUACUACUAAGAAGAAAACCAAAGGAGAAUAACUUCAAGGCUGUGUUGGAAACAAUCAGAGAAUUAAUGAAUACAGAAUGUGUUGUGCCUGACUGGUUACAUGAUAUAAUAUUAGGAUAUGGAGAUCCUAGUGCAGCACACUAUACAAAAAUGCCAAAUCAAAUUUCCACCAUUGAUUUCAAUGAUACUUUCAUUGAUAUAAACCACUUGACUGGCUCCUUUCCAGACUAUCAAAUCAUUCUAGAUAAAAAUAAAGCCCCAGGGCCUGUCGAAUCUAAUGAAACCAUUGACCAUGAUAUUCAGAACUUGCCAUAUCUUUUCAAAGUAUGUUUCAAGGACCUUGGAGAGGACAAAAAAGUAAACCCUGACAAAGAGAUGGUGAUUGAACCUCAUAUCAUUCCAAAGCGAGGGCCUUAUCUUUUCAAUGAACCAAAGAAAAACACCAUUCCUUUUACACCAACUCAAGUAGAAGCUAUAAAAGCAGGCUGUCAACCAGGUUUAACACUUGUUGUUGGUCCUCCAGGAACUGGAAAGACAGAUGUAGCUGUGCAGAUUAUUUCGAACAUAUAUCAUAAUUUCCCAAAUCAGAGAACUUUGAUUGUUACACAUUCAAAUCAAGCUCUCAAUCAAUUAUUUGAUAAAAUUGUUGCUUUGGAUAUUGAUGAAAGGCACUUAUUACGUUUAGGACAUGGAGAGGAAGCAUUAGAGACUGAAAAAGAUUUCAGUAGGUAUGGUCGUGUGAAUUAUGUACUAGCUAAGCGUUUGGAUUUACUGAUGGAGGUUCAAAAACUUCAGGAAUCAUUAGAGUGUCAGGGAGAUGUAGCCUAUACUUGUGAAACUGCGGGAUAUUUUUAUUUGUAUCAGGUUCUUUCGAGGUGGGAACAUUAUCAGAGUAUUAUCAAUUCACCUAAAAUUACAUUGGAAAAAAUCAAAGAUGACUUUCCAUUUACUAAAUUCUUUCAAAGUGCCCCUGAGCCGUUAUUUAAAGGUAAAUCUGUUGAAGAAGAUUUGGAAAUAGCAGAAAGUUGUUUCAGAUAUAUCAAGCAUAUAUUUGAGGAACUAGAAGAGUUCAGAGCAUUUGAAUUGCUUAGGUCUGGAUUGGAUCGUUCAAAAUAUUUGUUAGUUAAAGAAGCAAAAAUAAUUGCUAUGACUUGCACACAUGCAGCUCUAAAAAGAAAAGAGCUUGUUGAAAUGGGUUUUAAAUAUGAUAAUAUUUUGAUGGAAGAAAGUGCCCAAAUUUUAGAAAUUGAGACUUUUAUACCAUUAUUAUUACAAAAUCCUCAAGAUGGUUUCAACAGACUGAAGAGAUGGAUUAUGAUUGGAGACCACCAUCAGUUACCUCCUGUUAUAAAAAAUAUGGCUUUCCAAAAAUAUUCAAAUAUGGAGCAGAGUUUAUUUACAAGAUUGGUGAGAUUAGGUGUACCAACCAUUGAAUUGGAUGGACAAGGAAGAGCUAGAAGCAGUAUAUGUGACUUAUACAGAUGGAGAUACAAAUCUUUGGGUGACUUGCCGCAUAUUGGUGUAUCCCCAGAAUAUCAAGUGGCUAAUGCAGGAUUUGCAUAUGAUUUUCAACUUAUUGAUGUUCAAGAUUUCAAUAAUGUAGGUGAAAGUGAACCAAAUCCUUAUUUUUAUCAGAACUUAGCAGAAGCUGAAUAUUGUGUCGCAGUUUUUAUGUAUAUGAGACUGCUUGGUUACCCAGCAUCAAAAAUUACCAUUUUAACGACAUAUAAUGGUCAGAAACAUCUAAUAAGAGAUGUGGUUAAUACAAGAUGCAAAAACAAUCCAUUAAUUGGAAAUCCACAUAAGAUCACUACUGUAGAUAAAUAUCAAGGACAACAGAAUGAUUAUAUUUUAUUGUCUCUCGUCAGAACAAAAGCUGUUGGUCAUCUAAGAGAUGCAAGAAGACUGGUGGUAGCGAUGUCAAGAGCUCGAUUAGGCUUAUAUGUAUUUGCUCGAGUAUCGCUAUUCCAGAAUUGUUUUGAAUUAACACCAGCCUUCAAGCAACUCACCAGUAGGCCGAAUAAACUGCAUUUAGUUCUGAAUGAAGUAUUUCCCACAACAAGGUCUUGUAAGGAGGUACCAAAAAAUCCUAUGAUAGUGGAAGAUAUGACACAAAUGGCAAAUUUUGUAUAUAAAUAUUAUGUUGAUAGGGUAGAGCACCUUAAAGCUUUCUAUAAAACUGAGAAGAAUGAAGAAAAUGGAUCUUCUCCUAAAGAAAUAGAACAAGAUGAUGAUGAUGAUGAAUAGAUAAAUUUUCUGUAAAUAUUUUUUUAUGAUAAAUAUCUCAAUGUUGUUUUGAAUCAUCUUACUUUUGAUUAAAGUACAUUUCUAUUUAUUGUA
Molecule: messenger RNA, 4403 nt
Organism: Harmonia axyridis
Lineage: Eukaryota; Metazoa; Arthropoda; Insecta; Coleoptera; Coccinellidae
Product: RNA helicase aquarius
Exons: 1
Coding region: 120-4310 (1396 amino acids)
Biological process (GO): mRNA splicing, via spliceosome
Cellular component (GO): catalytic step 2 spliceosome
Molecular function (GO): helicase activity; mRNA binding
Source: RefSeq, a predicted model, not a curated record